This is a messenger RNA of Homarus americanus (American lobster), 6398 nucleotides long. Its product is annotated as tripartite motif-containing protein 2-like. Gene Ontology annotation, molecular function: zinc ion binding; protein binding; ubiquitin protein ligase activity. The record is from RefSeq and is a predicted model, not a curated record. Gene Ontology annotation, biological process: negative regulation of translation; proteasome-mediated ubiquitin-dependent protein catabolic process; protein polyubiquitination. NCBI's taxonomy places the organism in Eukaryota, Metazoa, Arthropoda, Malacostraca, Decapoda, Nephropidae.
GUGUUGCCCUGCCUACACACCUUCUGUGAGCGGUGCCUCAUCAGCUACACCCCGCCAGAAUCUCUCACCCUCACCUGCCCUCUGUGUCGCCAACAGUCCAUCUUGCCCAAGGACGGGGUGUCGGGUCUACAGAGCAACAGCUGGGUGAGGGGGGUGAUGGAAGCCCUGGAGGCCGGCUCUGGACAUGGGCCCUGUGCUGACUGUCACCAUGGCAACCCUUCUGCCAGGUGUCAUCAGUGCCACACCCUCCUCUGUACCACCUGUGCCCGGUCCCAUACCCAGGACUCCGGCAGUGAGACACACAGCGUAGUGAGCCUGGCAGAGGGUGAAGGAGGAGCCUUGGCAGAGAGUAAUGGCUACACAGACGACGACACCACACUGUACUGUCCGUCACACCAGGGUCAGACUCUACGUUUCUACUGCCGUGACUGUGAGACGGCCGUGUGUAGCAGCUGUACUGACAUAGAACACCGAGCACACACCACACUACACCUCACAGAUGCUGUAGACGAACACCGGUCAGCCAUGCAUCAGCUCAUUGAUAGAGUCACCAUGCAGCUGCCAUGUAUGAAGGAAGCCAUAUGUGAUAUCCAAGACGUGUGCCACAGCCUACAGGGGAGGAGGGUGGAGGCAGAGAAGGAAGUACGGAGCUGUUUUGACGCUCUGCACGACCUGUUGGACAAGAGACAAACAGUCCUCAUCAACUCCCUCAACUCUAUUGAAUCGGAGAAGCAAAAGACAUUAGGUAAUCAACUUGAGGAGCUGGAGUCAUGGGUGAGAGGUGUAGAGAGUGGUUGUGAGUUUGUAGAGAAGGCCUUGACCCACUGCCCUGCCAUGGAGGUGGUUCUGGUGAGGAAGCAACUGGGUGAGAGGCUGAUGGAUUAUGCCAACAUGAACGUGCCUCCAGCCCCUCGUGAGAACAGCCACGUUAAGUUUGUGGUUGGCAACAUAGAGCCUCUUAAGACAGCCUUCAUGCACGUGGGCAGCAUCCAGAGCAACAGUGCCGUACCUCACCAGACUAGUGCCACAGGCGAGGCUUUGCGCCAGGUGACUGUAGGUCGUGGGUCAAUUGUAACAGUAGUAACAAGAGACCACAAAGGAGAAAAGGCAACUUGUGGUGGUGCUGAGGUCACUGCUGCCAUGUCAAGAAUCAGUGCGACGGUGCCCCGCCACGGCUCAAACUCCCCACGUGCCUCUUUAUCUCCGCGUGCUUCCAGCAAAAGUCCCUCUGGAUCGCGGGAGGAACUUUGCCAGCCCCAAGUUCUGGAUCUGAACAAUGGGACUUAUGAAGUGGCCUUUACAGUGCAUACAGAAGGAACCUAUUCACUAGAGGUGCUUCUGUAUGGACAGCCAGUCAACGGUAGUCCUUUCACUAUUACCGCUACCGCCGCACUGGAGGAAGACAGCGGCAGCAGCCAACGUUCUGUCCCUCCACACACCUUGCCUAGGCAGACAUCUCACUCUACACAGGUUACCUCAAGAACAUCACGAACGUCACGUAGGCCAAUGUCACACCGUUCAUCAUGCUCUCGUCGCACCAACCCAAUUGAAGAUGACAUGCUCCUCAGAGUCGGACGGAGAGGACGCAACAGAGGCGAAUUUGUCAAUCCUCAGGGUAUUGCAUUCAGCCAUUUCAAAGAUGGUCGGAUUGCUGUAGCUGACUCAAACAACCAGUGUGUGCAGGUGUUUACCAUCACGGGGGAAUGUAAGCUAAGGUUUGGGGUACGUGGUCGUGGCGUCGGCCAGAUGCAGCGGCCAACUGGUGUUUCUGCACUGCCUAAUGGUAACUAUGUUGUGGCAGAUUAUGAGAACAAGUGGGUGUCUAUCUUUGAACCAUCUGGGAAGUACGUCAGCCGUAUUGGUCAUGGCAAGCUGUUAGGUCCCAAAGGAGUUUGUGUCGACCACAAUGGUCACAUCAUAGUUGUAGACAACAAGGCGUCUUGUGUGUGUAUUUUCCAACAGUCUGGGAAACUUCUUACCAAGUUUGGUAACAGAGGAACUGAUGAGUUUCAGUUUGCUGGUCCUCACUUUGCAGCAGUCAACAGCAAAGGGGACAUUGUCAUCACAGACUUCCACAAUCACUGUGUUAAGGUGUUUGACAGUGAUGGGGACUUCUUGUUCACCUUUGGCACAAGUGGAGAAGGGAAUGGACAGUUCAAUGCUCCUACUGGUAUUGCUGUUGAUGCCAAUGAUAACAUUAUAGUGGCUGACUGGGGCAACUCAAGAAUGCAGGUGUUUGACGCUCAAGGUUCCUUUCUGUCAUACGUCAACACCCUGGCUGACCCCUUGUAUGGUCCUCAGGGUCUGACUCUUACACCUGAUGGCCAGAUCUUUGUGGCAGACUCAGGGAACCAUUGCUUCAAGGUGUACAAGUACCUCCAGUGAAGUUAUUCUCCUGCAUCACCAUAUGUAACCAAAUUACAGUACUAUAUUUGUUUGUGUAAUUCAUAUUGGCAAUGGACUAUAGCUACUAUAUAUAUAUAUAUAUAUAUAUAUAUAUAUAUAUAUAUAUAUAUAUAUAUAUAUAUAUAUAUAUAUAUAUAUAUAUAUAUAUAUAUAUAUAUAUAUAUAUAUAUAUAUAUAUAUAUAUAUAUAUACUAAAGAAUAAUUAUGUCAUGUCUUUAGUUGCCUAAGAGUCUUAACUAAGUAUAUUAUAAUGAAAAAAUUUAACUAUGGAAUGCAGUUAUAAGAUUUAUUGAAAUACAGUAACCCUUCAUUUUACUUUACACUUAUCAGUAAUUAAUUCCCAAAAUUAAAAGAAUUCAGUAUCUCGGUAAUAGCUCUUCAUUGUUUACUAUAAUUUACCAUCCCCCAGAAAAUAAAUAAGUUAAUGUAUCACUUAUGUCUGCGUGAGGUUCUGUCACAUGGUUACUGCACCUUUGUGUUAGAGAAGCAACCAGCCAUCACCUCUGUUACUGUGCAGGUGUACAACAGUGAUAAACAGUAAGGCAACUUGACCAAAGAUAAUCGACAAAGCUGUGAGAUACUGUCAUAUGUAUUGUAAACCUGACACUUACUAAAUGAGAAGUAAGAGUGUUGAGAGGUCAAGUUGUAUGCAGGAGGGAAGAAAAUUUAAUGUUUGAAGAAUUUAUUAUACUAUUGUAAAACUCAACACUUGAGUGACCAUCAUGUUCUACAAAAGGUUGAAUGGUUACUGUAUCUUUUAACUUCCUCUUUAUUUGCAUAAGAAGUGUAUUAAGCAUUCCAUUUAAUACAAUACAGUAGCUCUUAUUUUUGUAUCUUACCUUAAGUUAGUAAGCCUAUGUAAUGUUAGAGAGCAGUUAUCAUUAACCCAUAAAUGGUAUUGUUCAGGUUUAAUGUGUAAAACCCCAUGAACUUAACUUAACCCUUGACUCACACCUCACCUCUGGACUCAUACCAAACAGAACCUCACCUCAUCUCACCUCACCUCUGGACUCACACCAAACAUAAGUCCACCUCGUCUCAUCUCACCUCAGGGCUCACACCAAACAUAAGUUCACCUCGUCUCAUCUCACCUCAGGGCUCAGAUCAAACAUAACCUCACCUCACUUCCUGUUCUUGCACAAUAAGACAAUAAUCUUUGGUGUACUGCAAAGUCACUCAUUAUGUGUUCAUCAGAUGUUACAACAGGGGUGAGAACAGCACAUACAGGGGAAGUGUCCUAGACAGUAAUAUACAGGGGAAGUGUCCUAGACAGUAAUAUACAGGGGAAGUGUCCUAGACAGUAAUAUACAGGGGAAGUGUCCUAGACAGUAAUAUACAGGGGAAGUGUCCUAGACAGUAAUAUACAGGGGAAGUGUCCUAGACAGUAAUAUAACUCUGAGAAUAUCACAUAAAGACAAAGAUCUUUAUACCCCUUCGAGAGAUUUUAUUAUUGUGAGGAUUGUCAGGUACAGUAUAUAAGAAUAUAUUUACAGUAAACAUAAUUUUGUUUAAUUGUUCUUCUAUACUUUGGGUUUUGGUAAUGUUUGGUUUGGUCUGUUGUUACAGCACCAGAGAUAAAGUAUUGACCUUCUCUCACUCACCACCAACAUGUUGAUGAAACACUGAAGUUCUCUCACUCACCACCAACAUGUUGAUGAAACACUGAAGUUCUCUCACUCGCCACCAACAUGUAGAUAAAACCCUGAAGUUCUCUCACUCACCACCAACAUGUUGAUGAAACACUGAAGUUCUUUCACUCACCACCAACAUGUAGAUAAAACCCUGAAGUUCUCUCACUCACCACCAACAUGUAGAUAAAACCCUGAAGUUCUCUCACUCACCACCAACAUGUAGAUAAAACCCUGAAGUUCUCUCACUCACCACCAACAUGUAGAUGAAAGAUUGUUGUUGUUGGUUCUCUUGAACACAUUUUUACAGGAAUUAUGAUUUGUUUGUUUUUUUGCAAUUUUUACAUUAUAACAGAAAACUUAGCAGUGAUUAAUGUGAAGACAAGUUUGUGGGAAACAGGUUAAGAUGUUAUAGUCAGUCAGCUGUUGUAUAGAUUCUUAUAGAUUCCACUGCAGCUGUUGUGUUUCAUUUCCGUCUUUUUUAUAGCUUUGGGUUUAAUAUGCAGAUGGUCGCAACUUAUCACAUGGGUGGAGUUGAUGCAGGUUUUGUUUAUCACAUGAAAUCACAUAGUGGUGAAAAAUUUUCACAUCUUCUCUUUCCUUCUAACUAGAUUUUACACAUUGAACCUGUACAGUUAAUUAUCCAGUGAUAAAUACAUGCAUUAUAAUGACACAUGUUUGAGCUGUUCCUGGUAAAACAGGUGAUCAAUAUGUACUGUUUGUGGGUGUAGCAGACUGCCAGCACAACACCUUCAAGUGUCCUCACAAUGGCUGUGGUGCUAAAAUUAUAGCAAGUUUGUAGCUGGAGGAGAUGAGAGGAACAAGACAUAUUAAUGCCGCAAGACAUAUUUAGACAUAUUAAUACUUCAUUCUUAUGUCAGCAAUUACAGGUAUAGCUUUGUUUUAGCGUGCCAUUCUAUGCAUAAGUCGCCGUUGGAAUAUUUUCCCAGUUAUGAUGUUAAAGGGUGUUUGGCAUUGUGGUCCUGUUGACACACCUUCAGUUUUGGCAUAUAAGAGAAAGUUUACUUUGAACAUAAUACAGUUAGCCUUUAUCUUCAUAUCAAGAAGAAACUUAAACUGCCAGUAAUGCAGUGAUCAACACCACAUCACUGCUGAACCUAUAAAAUAUAUUUUUUGUCACUUGAAACCAAUGUAUACAUAACUUAAUACAGGUUGGACCUCGCUAAUCCGGGAAGCUUGGGAUCAGACCGGUUCCGGAUUAGUGAAAAUUACGAACGAUCGAAGCCGAGGGUAAAAAAGGCGAAUUAAUGCAUAAAAUAUACUACUACUGAUACAGUACCAAUACAGCUUACAUCAGCAAAAAUCUAGCUCAGGCUUACUGGACCUCUUUAUGACAGUGUUAGCGCUAUGGUACACGUUUACUGUACUGUGACACAGAAAUAACCAGAUUAGCAGAAAAAAUAAAGAGAAAAUUGUAUAUUAUAGGCCUACUGAUACCUUGAAACAAACGACAGCAAGAUUCAAACACCGUCCCGAACCAAUGAAGCUGCCUGACUAUUGGGUCCUGGAUUAGCAGGGUCAAACCUGUAUAUUAUUGUAAAAUGUUCUCAUGAGUACAGUAACUUUGUCAUUCAUGUGAUUGUUUUAUAUACAGAAAAUUCUUUAUUUUCAUUUAUAAUAUUUAACUUAACUUGUAAGGACAUGAAUAUUCCUUUUCUCUUGUAUUUUAGAUAUAUACUGUACUGUACUGUACUGUACUGUACCCAGUAAUAGUCCAGCACAAUCAUGUCAAAUAAUUAAUAAAUCUCAAUUUUAUUAUAAAAACAAAUGCAAAGACUUGACAAGAUUUUAGCAUAAUUUAUGAGGUGCUCAACCUCCUGCACACAAGUGGAGGCGGAGAGCAAGUUGAACAUUUACGUUAAGAUGAUGAUAAUAGUAGACUUGGUUACCAUGCUCAGACAACCAUUUACUAUGGUACCUCCAGUUGCUUUUUGGUGAUCUCUAUCAGUCUGCUUUUUAGAAUAAGAUGUGUAUGAAUACUAGUCUGAGAUGUAUAGCUUUGUAUAUAUAUAUAUAUAUAUAUAUAUAUAUAUAUAUAUAUAUAUAUAUAUAUAUAUAUAUAUAUAUAUAUAUAUAUAUAUAUAUAUAUAUAUAUAUAUAUAUAUAUAUAUAUAUAUAUAUAUAUAUAUAUAUAUAUAUAUAUAUAUAUAUAUAUAUAUAUAUAUAUAUAUAUAUAUAUAUAUAUAUAUAUAUAUAUAUAUAUAUAUAUAUAUGUGAUUGGUCACUGCAACACAUUUAUUAUCAAGACAUUAUGCAUUUAUGUAUUAUACUUAACACUGAUAUAAUUUGUUUGCUUGAAGAGAAUCUGUGUUGCCAAGAAUCACAUUAAAACUUUUGCUGAAA